AUGCACAGUCUCCGCCCUCGUUAUGUGAUUGACAGGCCGGCGUUUAACCUCCCAGACUUUGACCAAGAGUUUGACAAGAAGAGCCGACAGUUCCCCGUCGGAGAGAAGGUGAAGAAGCUCUUCAGAUGCUCGGCUCUCAGACUGCAGGCUCUGCUCUUCAGACUCCUGCCUAUUCUCCGCUGGCUCCCAAAAUACAAACCGAGAGAGAGUCUUCUGCGGGAUGUGGUCAGCGGGAUCAGCGCCGGCACCAUCCAGGUCCCUCAAGGCAUGGCCUUCGCCCUCCUGGCUAACCUCCCUCCUGUGAACGGCCUCUACUCCUCCUUCUUCCCCCUCAUCCCGUACUUCUUCAUGGGCACGGUUCACCAGAUGGUCCCCGGAACGUUUGCUGUGCUCAGCAUCAUGGUGGGCAUGGUGUGUCUGCAUCUGGCUCCAGAGUCAGACUUCAGUCACUUCAACGAGACCCUGAACGCUACAGUGGUCGACACGGAGCAGAUGAACGAAGUCCGUCUGGGAAUAUCUGGAACCCUGGCCUGCCUCACUGCUGUCAUACAGAUCGGCCUGGGCUUCAUGCAGUUUGGGUUUGUCGCCAUUUAUCUGUCCGAGUCGUUCAUCCGAGGCUUCAUGACGGCUGCAGGCCUUCAGAUCCUCAUCUCUGUUCUCAAAUACAUCUUCGGCAUCAAAGUGCCGCCCUACAGUGGUCCGCUGGCCGCUAUUUAUACUCUGGUGGAUAUCUUCCGGGGUCUUCCUGAAACUAAUGUGGCCUCGUUGGUGUUUGCGUUGGUCAGCAGCGUCGUGCUGAUAGUGGUGAAGGAGCUGAACGCUCGAUACCGCCACAAACUGCCCUUCCCCUUCCCCAUGGAGAUCAUUAUUGUGGUCGUUGCCACGGCGAUCUCCGGCCCUCUGCAUCUUCCUGAGAAAUAUCACAUGGAUGUAGUGGGAGAAAUCCCUCUGGGGUUCCCAGCCCCCAUCCUCCCUAAAGUGGGUCAGUGGGAGGAGAUGCUGGGCACGGCCUUCUCUCUCGCUGUGGUCGGGUACGUCAUUAAUCUCGCCAUGGGACGCACUCUGGCUGCAAAGCACGGAUAUGACGUGGACCCCAACCAGGAGAUGCUGGCUCUGGGCUGCAGUAACUUCCUGGGCUCCUUCUUUAAGAUCCAUGUGAUCUGCUGCGCUCUCUCUGUGACGCUGGCUGUGGACAGUGCAGGGGGAACAUCACAGUUUGCCAGUCUGUGUGUGAUGCUGGUUGUCAUGGUGACCAUGCUCUCACUGGGAGCCUUCCUGAAGCCUCUUCCCAAGUCGGUGCUCGGAGCUCUAAUAGCAGUGAAUCUGAAGAACACUCUGCUGCAGCUUUCUGAUCCGUACUACUUGUGGAAGAAGAGCAGACUGGACUGUUGUGUGUGGGUCGUGUCGUUCUUGGCAACUUUUUUCCUCAGCCUGCCGUACGGAGUGGCUGUCGGGGUGGGCUUCUCCAUCCUGGUGGUCAUAUUCAAGACCCAGUUUCGUAAUGGUUCUGCAGUCGCUCAGAUUAUGGAUACAGACAUCUACAAAAACCCUAAAGUGUACAGUAAGGUCAUUUCAAUAACAGGUGUGAAAAUAGUGAAUUAUUGCUCCCCACUCUACUUUGCAAAUGCCGAAAUUUUUCGUCAGAGGGUCAUUAAAAAGACCGGACUGGAUCCUGGAAAACUGAUCCUGGCCAGGAGGAAGUUCUUGGAGAAAGAGGAGAAGGGGAAAGAGAAAGAGGAGAGGAAGGAGGCGAGGAAGAGGAAAUCCAGCUCUCUGGUGACCAUGAAGUCUCAGAUCAUCUCUCAGCUGGAGAUGCAGGAUGACUUUGAUACGAGCAGCCCCCGCACCAGCUACGUUAACUUCCACUCUGGUGACGCCAAUGUGGGGGAGCAGGAUCCCCCCCCCCCCACCCUGGAGCUGAAGCCCACCCCCUUCCACACACUGAUCCUGGACCUGCCAGGCGUCUGCUUCAUGGACCUGACGGGCAUCAACACGCUGAUAAAGAUGAACUCCAGCUACACGACGCUGGGCAUUAAACUGUACCUGGCUAACGUUCAAGCUCAGGUGUAUGAGGAGCUGGAGACCGGAGGAGCGUUUGAUGACGGGAAUAUUUCCCGCAGUAAUCUCUUCCUCUCCGUCCACGAUGCCGUUGUGUUUGCUCAGCAGAGCUCAGCAGAGAGGAGGGUCUCCCUGGAGGAACUCUCCUCUAACAUUAAUGUGGAGAAGGAUCUGGAGCAGGAAAUGUUUGAGCUGCAGUGAAGAUGAGCAGAAGAAGAUAGCAAACAUGUUUUUAAUGUCACUUUGAUAAAUAAAAAAUUGUU
Molecule: messenger RNA, 2321 nt
Organism: Trematomus bernacchii (emerald rockcod)
Lineage: Eukaryota; Metazoa; Chordata; Actinopteri; Perciformes; Nototheniidae
Product: solute carrier family 26 member 9-like
Exons: 20
Coding region: 1-2259 (752 amino acids)
Biological process (GO): transmembrane transport
Cellular component (GO): membrane
Molecular function (GO): chloride transmembrane transporter activity; bicarbonate transmembrane transporter activity; sulfate transmembrane transporter activity
Source: RefSeq, a predicted model, not a curated record